AUGUUCACCACUCGUCGGAAAAUCCAAUAUAAAUGUGUACGACGCCCUAUCUUCUUUUCUCCACCACCAUGCGUUCCGCACGCCGCAGCCCACAAGCACCGCACAAAAAAGGGGUCAAGGCGGCUCACCCGCCACUAUCUGCUAAUCUCCAGUCCCGCAGUCCACGUCGCUAUAUCUCGUCGAUCGCCAUCGGCACCAGACACCACAAAAUCAACCGAGAUCUUCUCCCCUCUCGCGCGGCGGGCCGACAUGUCUUCGGCUUCGGCUCCGCUGCUCGGUGCCUGCGAGCCCGCCGACGGCAAGGACGGCGAGGCGACGCCCUGCUCGCUGGCAUGGUUACGCCGCUUGAUCGACACGGAGGAGGCGUGGGCGCAGCUGCGGUUUGCGGUGCCGAUGGUCCUGACCAACAUGUCCUACUACAGCAUCCCGCUGGUGUCCGUGAUGUUCUCCGGCCACCUCGGCGACGUCCAACUAGCCGGCGCCACGCUCGGCAACUCUUGGGCCACCGUCACCGGCUACGCCUUCGUCACCGGUAUGAGCGGCGCCCUGGAGACGCUAUGCGGGCAGGCCUAUGGCGCCCAACUAUACCGCAUGCUAGGACUGUACCUGCAGUCGUCGCUCAUCAUGUCGGCGGUGGUGUCCGUGGCCAUCGCCGUCAUCUGGCUGUUCACGGAGCCGCUGCUUCUGUGCCUGCGUCAGGAGCCCGAGGUGUCCCGCGCCGCCGCGGUGUUCAUUCGGUACCAGAUCCCCGGCCUGUUUGCCUUCUCCUUCCUGCAGUGCCUUCUGCGGUACCUGCAGACGCAGUCUGUUGUCGUGCCGCUCGUCGUCUGCUCCGUGGUCCCAUUCGUGGUCCACGUCCCGCUGAACUACCUUCUGGUGAACGUGCUCGGCUUUGGCCUCGCCGGCGCAUCUGCCGCCAUCUCCACCACCUUCUGGUUCUCCUGCCUGAUGCUGCUUGGGUACGUGAUGUGGUCCAAGAAGUUUAGCGAGACGUGGAAGGGCUUCUCCCCCGACGCGUUCAACUAUGUGCUGCCGACGAUCAAGCUCGCCACACCCUCCGCCAUCAUGGUUUGCUUGGAGUACUGGGCGUUUGAGCUUCUGGUUCUUAUCGCGGGCCUGCUACCGAAUUCCACAGUGAGCACGUCAUUGAUCGCCAUGUGGGCGAGCACGGAGGCGAUUGCCUAUAUGAUCACCUACGGAUUCAGUGCCGCUGUAAGCACCCGGGUGUCGAAUGAGAUCGGAGCUGGGAACGUCGACAUGGCGAAGAAUGCGGUCACGGUGACGCUGAAGUUGUCGGUGUUCCUCGCUUUCUCCUUCGUCCUGCUGCUGGGCUUCGGCCACGGCCUUUGGGCGAGGCUCUUCAGCGGGAGUGAGGUGAUUGCGGCAGAAUUCGCGGCCAUCACCCCGCUCGUGAUGGUAUCGAUCGUGCUCGACUCCGCGCAGGGCGUGCUGUCAGGGGUGGCGAGGGGCCGCGGAUGGCAGCACCUGGCGGCAAUAACGAACCUUGUGGCGUUCUACUUCAUCGGCAUGCCGUUGGCCAUCCUCUUUGCCUUCAAGCUCAACUUCUACACCAAGGGUUUAUGGUCGGGUCUGAUCUGCGGGCUGACUUGCCAAACCAUCACGCUGGUGGUGAUCACCGCCCGCACGAAAUGGUCCAAGAUCGCGGAUGCGAUGCAGCAAGAGAAGGCCAACUAUGUCGCUUGA
Molecule: messenger RNA, 1704 nt
Organism: Triticum turgidum subsp. durum (durum wheat)
Lineage: Eukaryota; Viridiplantae; Streptophyta; Magnoliopsida; Poales; Poaceae
Source: the annotation of a GenBank genome assembly